Molecule: messenger RNA, 3501 nt
Organism: Peniophora sp. CBMAI 1063
Lineage: Eukaryota; Fungi; Basidiomycota; Agaricomycetes; Russulales; Peniophoraceae
Source: the annotation of a GenBank genome assembly
AUGAGCGACAGCUCUAUAACUGGCCCUACGUCCCAUGACGGCCACGCUGGCCACGGCACCCCCAAAGAUCAUUUCACGCGUGAUGAUGCACUUACGCCAGAUAGGCGUUGGUAUGCGGAUCAAGAGCAUUCUUCCCGCAGCGGUGACGAGAACGUCACCGCUGGUGAGGAAAUCAACACACAGAACGAAGAGCUAGACCCAGGUAACGAAACUGCCAGACUCACGCAUGAAGUGCAACUCCAGCUUGAAGAGUAUCUUCACCGGCUGCGCGCUCUGGAGCGUUCGUGGAAGGCGCCCAGCCUUGUCUUUCAUGGCAGUUUCGGACCCAGUGGCGACGAUAGCCCCUGGCGCAGGUUACGUCAUCGUGAUGGCCCCGAUAACUACGGGUUUUUGGCUUCCAAAAAUGAGACGGCGAACCUCAUCAAAACACUCAGGAAUUUCCGCGUCCCAUCCUUCGCUCAUGCCGCCCUCGAGCUCAAGCAGACGACGUUGGAACUGGCUGAAGCUCUUGAUCAACGGCAUGAACGGGUCGCAAAAGAGCAGUGGUGCGCGCAUCAGUUGCAGAUGCGGCUCUAUCAUCAGGCGAAGAUGCUCAAGAUUGACACCUCGUCGCACUUCUUCAACUUGUCUGGUCUAUCAGCGUCGCAUCUGAUGAGCAUGCUGUCUAUCAUCGCGGUCUACUACUUUCGUGGACUCACGCGCGAUGCAUCCCAUUUCCUCCUCGAAGCUAUCGGGAUGAUCAUGGUGGAAUGUGUUACUGGCUUCUGCGUCACCCGUGGGAUCGAUUGCACGAACGUCGCCGACGCGGUUUUGGGUGACUGGAGUGUGGACAUCCGGACGGUGAUGAAGAGGUUCAACCUCCUGCCGGAGUUCGUCGAAUGGGCGGCUUGCCUGCAUUGUCACGCUCUACACACAAUCGACCCUGGACGGCACGAUUUCGUGGAGAUAUGUGGCUACCGAGGGUGCACAGGGCACCUAUUUCGCCAUUCCAUCGACAACGUCAACGCUCUCAUAACUCCACUCUCCCCGUAUAGAGUCCAGACCCCGAGCACCUGGAUCGGCAGACUGCUGUCUAGGCCGAGGAUAAUCAACAGCCUCAUCACGCACGCGAGUGCCAGCGUCUCUGGCAUGGAACACGACUUCUGGCACGCCUCGGCGCCCCGAGAAUUCCUCGACCAUGACGGUAGACCGUUCUUCAGAGCCGCCCUAGACGCCGGGGAAAUCCACCUCGCUUUUGGCCUUUUCGUUGAUUGGUUCAACGCUUUCGGAAAGCGAUCCAGUCGUGGUCACUCUUCCGGGGUUUUGUAUCUUGUCUGCUUCAAUCUGCCUCCUGAACUCCGCUACCGCGUUGAGAACAUGUGCCUCAUCGCUGUCAUCCCGGGCCCGAAGGAGCCGGCCCUUCAAGCUCUCAACCACUACCUUGCCCCUGUGGUGGACGACCUUCUGUCCUUGUGGAAGCCUGGAGUGGUCCUGAGUCGCACGGCCACCGCUGUCGAAGUGCUCGUACGCGGAGCGCUUCUUCCUCUCAUCGCGGACACCCCCGCCAUCAGGAAGGCUCAAGGGACGUUAUCCUUCAGUUCCAAGGUUUCGCCGUGCAGCGUUUGCGCCAUCUCAUCGUCGGAGCUCAACGACUUCGACUACGAACAUUGGAAACGCCGCAGUUGGGCCGAGCAUAUGGAGCACGCGACGGCCUGGAGAGACGCUCCUACACAAGCUGCCAGAAAGACUCUCGAGGAUUUGACCGGCAUUCGCUGGUCUGAACUCCUACGGCUGCCUUAUUGGAAUCCGACCGUGUACGCGAUUGUCGAUGCCAUGCACAACCUCUUCCUCGGUGAUAUUGCUAGCCACCUCGAGAAGGCAUGGGGGAUGCAAUGGAUCAAACCUAGAGUCGAUCCGGACGGCGGGGGCGUAGCGACAUCCAAGACGAACGGGAGGCUUUCCCACACUCCCGACCAACAGCAGGAGAUGCUCUCCAAUAUCGUAGCGGCUUGGAAGCGGCACGAUGGGGAUUUCCUUUCAGGGAAACAUACGAGGAAGGACUACUUGCUCGCCGUCGCUCACGCGAAUAAGGUUCCCGUUUCCACAGGAGGAAGCAAGCGCGAGAUUGCGACCAUCAUGAUCGGUUGGCUUGUGAUGCAGUCUCACGACCUGCAGAUCAGGCAGCCCGAACCGCGACCAUACGCCGUGCACGUAUUUGAGGGCGACGACUUACCGGCAGAUUCUGGUCUACGCAUCCUAGAUAACGAGGAGUUGGAGGCCAUCUGGCCCAUAGCGUCUCGCAUAUCUCUUCCCACGUGGCUUAAUCGCGGCCCACAGUACUUCGGGAAGCCAGGUAUUGGCACAAUAAAGGCCGACAGCUGGCGCACCAUUGGCACGGUUCUGCUCCCCCUUGUUCUUAUCCUUCUCUGGAGUAAGGGCGGACGGCGUCAUACACACUUUCAUGCGAUACUUCUGGAUAACUUCCUCCACUUGGUCGCCGCUGUCAACCUCGCAACUAUGCGGUCGACAUCCAACGAUAGGCGGAUGAGCUACCUAGAGCAUCUACAGAAAUACGCCCGCGGCCUCGUGCACACGAUACCGAACUACCCCGUCCCUGCCAAUCUACACCUCAGCUUUCACAUUCCGGAGAUUCUGGAGCUAUUCGGGCCUGUGCGUAGCUGGUGGACCUUUCCGUUCGAGCGCUAUAUCGGUGUCAUGCGACGACAUACGAACGGUAAAUCGGGACAGUUAGAGAUGACUUUUUUUAACGCAUUCACCAGUGCCUGCAAUCUGCGCAUCUUGAUGGAGGACAUCACGGACUCGGGUUUGAUACCUUCCUUCACGGCUCUAUUCAACCGCUUCUUUCAGAGAGAUGUUGCAGGGACGGGUUCACGCAAGCCUGCGCCUGCGCAAAGGCGCCAAGGGAAGCUCACCCUUCACGAGGCCACGCUCCUCGCCCAUCGACUCAAUGGGUCUGCCGUACACACUCGUUAUGCUGCCUCUGCUACCGCGAACUGCGUCCAAGUUUCGCGCAACGUCACCAUGCUAUCAAGUUUCUCGCUCAAGGAGACCACGUUUUCGGACAGCACCAGCUCCCAGACCAACUGUGACGUUAUUGCGCACGUCUCGAGCCUGCCUGGCGCGCGCGAAGAAGUAGCCGGAAGGAUCACUGCGAUCUUCGAACAUACCCGCGUGAUUGAUAACGGGGCCAAGGUCACUGAAACCUUCGUCGUAUUCCGCCCUUUCAUGCAUUUGUCGCCGGCAGAGGCGGCAUGCGAUCCGUUCCGAACUUUCACCGGGUUCAACGCACGUUCAUACAGGAAUCAACUGUCGAAAGAUGCAGUCAUCAUCAAGGCGAACGACCUAGUCGCGCACUUCGCCGGCCUUCUUUACAAGAUGAAACCUACAGUUGAAGGCGGGCAUCCGGGGGAGCAGACCCUAUUCCUGAUUGAAGAAGAUACGAACUUGCCCGGCCAUCGUCUGCCGGAAUACAUCGCUGUACUUUCGUUAUGCAGGGAUUGA